Paramecium pentaurelia is the source of this 1334-nucleotide messenger RNA. The record is from the annotation of a GenBank genome assembly. NCBI's taxonomy places the organism in Eukaryota, Ciliophora, Oligohymenophorea, Peniculida, Parameciidae.
AUGAACUAAGUAUAUUUAAUUUCUAUUUUGAUCAUAUCUACCUAUUGUGCUUCAUUUUUAGAAGAGCAACCAAGAAUGCAGAAUAAAAUUUAUUCAAUAAAAUUGGAUAGAACUUAAUCUUAAGCAAGAAAAUCAUUUUUCGAUUUUAUAACAACAGGGCAACAUUUUAGAUCUAAGAGUGAUAUAUUAGAUGACAUUGCAUUAACAUAAACAACAUAGAAGGAGAAUAUAAAAUUAUAUAAUUUUAAAAAUACAUAAUAUACUGGUGAAAUUAGUUUUGGGUCAUAAGAAAACAAAUUUAAAGUAGAUUAAUAUGAUUUAUUAUAUUAUAGGUUAUAUUUGAUACUGGAUCAGCUAAUAUUUGGUUGAAUUCUGCAAGAUGUAAUGAUUAUGGAUGUAAAAAUCAUAAAUAAUAUGAUGGUUAAAAGAGUUUGACUUAUGAACAUUUAGGUUAUGAUUUAGAUGUUGAAUUUGGUACUGGUGAAUUAAUGGGAGAGGUAAAUAAUAAUAUAAUAAAUUAAAAGAUUAAUGCAGAUACUGCUUAUGUUGGAAAUGUAAUGAUUAGAAAAUAAGAGUUUGCAGAAAUAGUUAGAGAAAAUGGAGAUGUAUUUGCUUUAUCUGAUUUUGAUGGUAUAGUUGGUUUAGCAUAUCCAACAAUGGCUGCAUAUCAUUUUAAUCCAUUAUUUGAUAAUAUCAUGCAAUAAAAAUUGUUGGAUAGGAAUGUGUUUUCAUUUUACUUUUCAAGAUAAGAAGGUUCUAGAACUUCAGAACUAACUUUAGGUGGAUGGAAUUAAGAUCAUUUUGUUGGAGAAUUACAUUUUCAUAAUGUUGCAAAUAAGUAUUAUUGGCUUUUAGAAGCAAAUAACAUAUUAGUUAAUGGAAAGGAUAUUGGAUUAUGUAAAGGAGGUUGCAGUGUUAUAGCAGAUACUGGUACAUCAUUAAUAACAGGGCCAUCUAAUGAUUUAUAUGAUAUGUUAGAUGCUCUUAAUAUAGAUGAAAAUUGUAAGAAUAUUAAAGAAUUACCAACUUUAACAUUUGUGUUAGAUGGAAUUCAUUAUGAUCUUGAUGCACAUGAUUAUAUAAUGAAAAUAGAUUCAUAUGGAAAUGAAGUAAAUAAAUUAAUAUUAUAUAAUUAGAUUGCUUAUGGAUCUUUUGCAUCUACAGACAGCUUCUUAGAAAUGGGUGGAGGUUGUGAAUGUGUUGGAACAUUCAUGCCACUUGACAUUCCAUUCCCUCAAGGACCAGCUUGGAUAUUAGGUGAUACUUUUUUAAGCAAAUAUUAUUCAGUUUAUGAUAGAGAUAAUGAUAGAGUUGGAUUUGCAAGAUCUAAAUGA